UGGCGCGACGGGGGCGGGGCCUGGGUGCGGGUGCCGCGUGGCGGGCGCAACGCUGAGGGAGCCGGUGCUAUCUGUGGGGGCUUUGGGCCAGGGGUCUCCUGACAGCAUGAGCGUGGGCUUCAUCGGCGCUGGCCAGCUGGCUUUUGCCCUGGCCAAGGGCUUCACAGCAGCAGGCGUCUUGGCUGCCCACAAGAUAAUGGCUAGCUCCCCAGACAUGGACCUGGCCACGGUUUCUGCUCUCAGGAAGAUGGGAGUGAAGUUGACACCCCACAACAAGGAGACGGUGCAGCACAGUGAUGUGCUCUUCCUGGCUGUGAAGCCACACAUCAUCCCCUUCAUCCUGGAUGAAAUAGGUGCCGACAUUGAGGACAGACACAUUGUGGUGUCCUGCGCGGCCGGCGUCACCAUCAGCUCCAUUGAGAAGAAGCUGUCAGCGUUUCGGCCAGCCCCCAGGGUCAUCCGCUGCAUGACCAACACUCCAGUCGUGGUGCGGGAGGGGGCCACCGUGUAUGCCACAGGCACGCACGCCCAGGUGGAGGACGGAAGGCUCAUGGAGCAGCUGCUGAGCAGCGUGGGCUUCUGCACGGAGGUGGAAGAGGACCUGAUUGAUGCCGUCACGGGGCUCAGUGGCAGCGGCCCCGCCUAUGCAUUCACAGCCCUGGAUGCCCUGGCUGAUGGGGGCGUGAAGAUGGGACUUCCAAGGCGCCUGGCAGUCCGCCUCGGGGCCCAGGCCCUCCUGGUCAGUGUGUUUCCUGAGCCUCUGGUGGGGCCACUCUUUGCAGGGCCCUGGGGCUUCACUGGGAGGAGCCAAGUGGGGCGUCAGUGUGUGCUACAGUGGCUGGGGCAGUGCCCCGCAGAGGCAGGUGCGUGCCCACAGCCGUCAGCCUUUCUUCUGGCUGCAGGGGGCUGCCAAGAUGCUGCUGCACUCAGAACAGCACCCAGGCCAGCUCAAGGACAACGUCAGCUCUCCUGGUGGGGCCACCAUCCAUGCCUUGCACGUGCUGGAGAGUGGGGGCUUCCGCUCCCUGCUCAUCAACGCCGUGGAGGCCUCCUGCAUCCGCACACGGUGGGCCCCCGCCCUGCCCGCUUCCCUGGUCUCCAGUCCUUGCAUGGCAGAGGCCUGUCUCACACACAUCUGCUCAUUCACGCACUCAGCAGAUAUGUAUUGAGCUCCAGCCCGGUGUUGCGCAGGACACGGGGCCCUGAGGUUCCCUGGGUUACUGUGGGCAGUGCCCCUCCCCACCUUCCGUUUCCUGCGAGGAGGGAACAUCCACAGAGGGACCCGGAUGCUCUGCCCUGUGCUCCCCACAUAGGUCCACCAUUGUCAUACCCAGGAGUGUCAUUCGAGCCAGGGGCCACACCAGUGGGGUGGCGGGGUGGCCAGGCACAUUAGGAAACUUCUGUGGGGCCCACCUUCCUCCUACCCUCGCUGGGGGAUUAAGUUAGACCAGCAGGACACGCAGCAACAUCCGGGCACAAGGAAAAUUCCAUGGAAGGUGAAAGAAGCUAAGAGCAAGAGAGAGACAGAGUUUGCUGUUUGCCUGGGAUCCCACAGCUGGUCAAAGGCAGAGCCAGGCUGGGAGCCGCUGUCCCCAGUUCAGGUCUGCGGGGUGGCUGAGGACGUCUUUCUCGCCACACUGCCCACUCUCCAGUCCAGACACCCUCAGACUCUGCGAGUGCCACCCUGUAACAGUGAGGGGAACACAAGGGGCCUGGCCUCACCUCCAGCCUGCAGGGGAGACAGGUGUAAACCCACAUCCCGUGGUGGGGCCACGAGAACUCAGGUCUGGGGGGCACUGCGGGGAGAUUUGGUGAUGCUGAGCUGAUUCAAAUGAGGUGAGAAGGAGCCCAGCAGCUGUGUGGGGGCGUGUCGCUGACAGAGGGGAAUAAAGGUGCUGAGGUGAGGGUGACAGCAUCGCCCAGGGCUGACUGGCACUGGGAGCUGUGGGCUUCACUCCCUCUUCCUGGGUGCACGCUUGUGCUCCAAAGCCAACCUCUCCCUGCCUCUCUAGGGAGCUGCAGUCCAUGGCUGACCAGGAGCAGGUGUCACCAGCCGCCAUCAAGAAGACCAUCCUGGACAAGGUGAAGCUGGACUCCCCUGCAGGGACCUCUCUGUCGCCUUCUGGCCACAUCAAGCUGCUCCCCCGCAGCCUGGCCCCAGCGGGCAAGGAUUGACACGUCCUGCCUGACCACCAUCCUGCCACCACCUUCUCUUCUCUCGUCACUAGGGGGACUCGGGGGUCCCCAAAGUGGCCCACUAUCUGUGGCUCUGAUCAGCACAGGGGCCAGCCAGGGACAUAGCCAGGGAGGGGCCACAUCACUUCCCACUGGAAAUCUCUGUGGUCUGCAAGUGCUUCCCAGCCCAGAACAGGGGUGGAUUCCCCAACCUCAACCUCCUUUCUUCUCUGCUCCCAAACCACGUCAGGACCACCUUCCUCUAGAGCUCGGGAGCCUGGAGGGUCUUCACCCACUCCUACUCCAGUAUCAGCUGGCAUGGGCUCUUUCCUGAGUGCAAAGGUCAAGGACCCCCUCUGUGAAGGCUCAGCAGAGGUGGGAUCCCACGCCCACUCCCGGCCCCUCCCUGCCCUCCAUUCAGGGAGAAACCUCUCCUUCCCGUGUGAGAAGGGCCAGAGGGUCCAGGCAUCCCAAGUCCAGCGUGAAGGGCCACAGCCCCUCUUGGCUGCCAAGCACCCAGAUCCCAUGGACAUUUAGGGAAAGGGCUCCUUGGGCUGCUGGUGAACUUCCUGUGGCCACCACCUCCUGCUCCUGACCUCCCUGGCAGGGUGCUAUCACUUCUGUCCUGGCCCUUUCAGUUUUAUAAGUUGGUUUCCAGCCCCCAGUGUCCUGACUUCUGUCUGCCACAUGAGGAGGGAGGCCCUGCCUGUGCGGGAGGGUGGUUACUGUGGGUGGAAUAGUGGAGGCCUUCAACUGACUAGACAAGGCCCGCCCACAUCUUGGAGGACAUCUGCCUUACUGAUUAAAAUGUCAAUGUCAUCUAAUGCAAAA
Messenger RNA from Gorilla gorilla gorilla (western lowland gorilla), 3006 nucleotides. It is a transcript of the gene PYCR1, whose product is annotated as pyrroline-5-carboxylate reductase 1. Gene Ontology annotation, biological process: L-proline biosynthetic process. The coding region runs from base 107 to 1393 and encodes 428 amino acids. The record is from RefSeq and is a predicted model, not a curated record. The transcript is spliced from 6 exons. Gene Ontology annotation, molecular function: pyrroline-5-carboxylate reductase activity. NCBI's taxonomy places the organism in Eukaryota, Metazoa, Chordata, Mammalia, Primates, Hominidae.